AUGAUUAAAAACAAGAGCAGAACACGUAACUUACCUUCGAUCCUCUGGCUGACGGUUGUCACAACUGGUAUGUUCGGUUUAAUUUACUCUAUAAAUUAUUUAUGGUGAUAUGUUCGGAGUCAUUCGGAUGUUUCCAAGAGAUCAUAGGGAAUUUAUAUUUCAGUGAAACAAUGAAGUUAUCGUCGAAAAUUAACGAAACAAAGCUGAUUUAAAGCGAAGCCUUGACAUGUUCAGGAUUCAAAUUCUUUAUCUUCAUGGAAUCCUGCUGAUGCAGUGCAAGGUGAUCUAUUAAGCAAGGCUGAUAGGUUAAUCCUUCACACUCUAACAUAAGUAUUCAUAUUCUCUACACUGUUCUCUUUACAUUUCCUUUGUUACUGACUAGGAGAACUCAUCUGACAAUCAGAUGCUUCUUAAAUGGUUGAUCAUUACCUCUCUUCUCAAGGGCAAUACUGUAAUGAGAAAAUAGAAGCCAGAAUUUAGAGGGUUAAGGAUGCAACCCUCAAUUUCCAUAUUCUAAUCAUUUUCAGGAUGUAGGAAAACUUUGAAAAAAUUUGACAUAGUGGUCAGUCUAACUAUCUGCGGUUGGUUCUCGAACACCAUUACACUGUACAUUUUCAAUAUGACAUCAUAUCUCCUUUGUAGAAUUAAACUGUUUAAAGUGUUGUGUUGAAUUUCACUCUGCAGGUUGGCAUAUUGCCUGUGGUCAGCAAUGUGCCUCCAAUCCUUGUUACUUUAAUGGAACUUGUACUGACAUUGGCAUUAAUAACUACACUUGUAGCUGUCCACCUGGUUUUACAGGUAGAAUUAUAUUUCAUUACUGCUAGGGGCAACCUUUGAGAAUUCAAAUCACCAGCCAUUAAGCCCCAGUUCCUCCAAUGAAAGUUAAAGCUGAGAAUUGGAAUAAAAGGGUAUUGAGAGCCAUGGCUUUAAAAGUUUUAUCUUGUUUUGGUAACUUCUAUAUUGUAUCACAUGCUCACAGUUAGGUUGCCUUCCUUGUUAAUACUGUCAAUGUAUACUAUUAUUUUUAGGGGAAAGAUGUGAAGCUGUGAUCAACAUGUGUCAUUUUAACCUGUGCCAGAACAAUGCUGUGUGUCAGAGAUUUCAGACUGGAGGUUAUCAGUGUAUUUGUCACACUGGAUUUACUGGUAAUUGAAGAUUAAACCAAAUACCAUGUAUAUGCAAAAAUGUCAAAAAAUUUCAUCACCAUAAAUAUUAAUAAUCAUUGUUGUAAUUUUUUCCCAAUAAUAUUCUGUUUGACUUAAUUUACUCUUAGGAUUACAUUGUGAGACCAACAUGAAUGAAUGUAAUCAGACAAAUCUUGCAUGUCAUAAUGGUGGAACUUGUGUUGAUGGGGUGAAUGGCUACACAUGUCAGUGUCCAGCACGUUUCUCUGGACCUUUCUGUAAUGUAACUGUUACAAAGUGUGAUGGAAGUCCUUGUCAGAAUGAUGGAACUUGUACAGAAAAUGUUUUUGGGUAAGUUAUUUGAGUGGUACAGACAACAACUUGCACCACAGUUUAUUUAGAAACUUACCCACUUUAUUUAUUGAUCAUUUUAAUUCGUAGUAUUCUCCUUAAAUUAUCAUAAUAAAGGUAAACUUGCCCCUAUUAGGCUGAGGCAACUUCUGCCUGACUUUAGGUGCAUUUCCCAAAGCUGUCUGUUUAAGCUGACAUCUAAGUAACAAAGCAAAUCUGCUCCUGUAAAUACAACUGUUACAGUGCUGUUAUGGUGAAUUAACACUUUCUUUCAUGCAUUGAAUAUCUUUUAGUUACAACUGCACCUGUACCUCAGGCUUCAGUGGUCCUAAUUGUGAAGAGAAUAUUGAUGACUGUCUUCCAAACAGAUGUCUACCUUUUCAACAGUGUGUGGAUGGAGUGAACAGUUAUCAGUGCAUUUGUCCUGUCAGCAAAACUGGUCAAACUUGUAACGUUGAUAUUGAUUAUUGUUCUGGGCAAGCAUGUUUAAAUGGAGCGACUUGUAAGAGCUUUCAAGGUGAGAUUUUAAUUGUCAGUUAAGGAGAAAUUAUAGGUGUGGCCCUGAUAUCAUUAACACUUGAAUUAAAGGGAAGUUAACUCAAAAUAUUUAACAUACACAUGUAACUUGCACUUAAGCAAGUAUUAAGGAAAAAAUUAAUAAUAUUCAUAAACAAACAACGAGAGCAGUAAUUUGCUUUUUAAGUAACAAGUAGGUAAUAAUUCUUUCCAUCUCUUAUGGUGCAUAACAGUGGAGUUGUGAUCAUCAGUUACAAUAUUUACACAUUCAAUUCCACUCAUCCAUCCCCUACCUCUUCCCAGGUUUGAAUCUGCAAAAAAUACCUUCUGAUGUUGUGCAUGUUCAUUAAGCUUGAAAUAACUGACUCAAAUCUGAGCGGUGUCUCUUACAACAAUACUUUUAUUGUUACAACUAGGAGUCUGUUUGAAUAUUCAGUCCUUUUUUUUGCAUGUGACUAAGAAUCAGCAGGGUUAAUUUAGAUCAUUGACCCUUAUGAAAGUCUCAUAUGAUUAAUGGACACUGAUCAAGCUCCUAAAAUUCAAGGUGACUUCAACUGCACCUGUGCUCCAGGCUUUGAAGGGCGUCGCUGUGAAAAUAACACAGAUGAGUGUGCGUCUCAACCUUGUUUUAAUGGUGGCACGUGUACAGAUAAAAUGAAUGGUUUUGCUUGCAACUGCCCAGCUGGUUUCAUUGGGAGACAGUGUGAAGCAAACAUCAUUGAGUGUCUGUCCAAUCCAUGCAAAAAUGGUGGCACUUGUGUGGAGAGUGUUGGACUGGCAGGUUAUUACUGUACCUGUCCAGCAGGAUUUCAAGGUAUGUUGAAGUCCAAAUCAGAUAUUUUCACCUGGUAAACAGGUACAGACUAUUUUGUCUUGAGAAACCUGUUCAUGUUGUGAAUUAUUAAGUUCGUUUUUGCCCUGGCACAUGAAUUUGUUUCACUUUGUUAUUGUUUUUCUAUUUGUUUGUUGGUUUGUAAGUUAGUUGCUGGCCCAUUCUAUUUCCUUCAGGUGAUGUACAUAGCUUUUAACAGUAUCAAAUUUAGUUCCAAGCCAUCAUCAAAUUUAAAACGAAUUUAUUUCUGUGUUCUUUAGGACACCAUUGUGAAUUUAGUAGUUCUUCUUGUCAACCUAAUCCAUGUCAGAACAAUGGCACGUGUACACUUCAUGGUAACAAGUUGAAUUGCACGUGUCCAGCCGGUUGGACCGGUCCUUACUGCAGCCUUGAUGUGGACGAGUGCCUUACAUCACCCUGUGGAAAUCUGGGCACGUGCCAUAACGCACCUGGCGGGUAUAACUGCACUUGCUUAGCGGGCUUCACAGGCGCAAAUUGUGACAAACACGUGGACGAGUGUCUUGAUGAUCCAUGCCAGAAUCAAGGCACGUGCGAGGAUUAUGUGAAUGGCUACCGAUGCACGUGCACCGCAAGCUUUUCUGGGAAAAACUGCGAGAUUCCCUUGAACAACUGUUCUGCGCAGCCGUGUAAGAAUGGAGGAACUUGCAGACUUGGUGGAAGUGGCUUUUAUUGUGAUUGUCAGCCGGGUUAUACCGGUUUUACCUGUGAAGUGGAUAUCAACGAAUGCGCUUCUAAUCCGUGUAAUAAUGGCGGCACGUGUGUAAAUAAUGUCAAUCGCUAUGAAUGUCAGUGUGCUGAUGGUUAUCGAGGGAGAUCAUGUGAAGUUCUGUUUUCAGUGAGCUUCCAACAAGGCUCGUAUCUUCCUGCUUUAGGAUUUAAAUUGUUCUCAUCGGAUCUGAUGUCAUUUCGAUUCCGAACUACACUGCCAUCUGGACUUUUGUUCUAUCAAGGAGCGGUAAGUAGAGUUGAAAACAAACUGUUUAUCGCGCUCUUGGUUUGAGCGUAGUGAAAUAAGACAAAAUUAAUCACAAAUGCAAAAAGGAAAAUUUCAUAAUGGGUAGCUGAGAACUCGAGGAAACAAGAAAAUUGUCGAAAGCGCGGGAAAAGGCGAGUGGUGGUGUCGCUAUUAGUUAAAAAAUUGGACUGUCUAUGACCCGUUAUGAAGUGCGUGCUAGUUUAUUUUUUAACCAAUCAUAGGGCGUAUCAAAAUUAAAUCAUGGCACUUCAUUUCGAGUUACUUUUGACACUGAAAUCGGAAACCAACUCAACUAUUUUUUUAAUCCAGGUGGCAUCAAGAAUUGUAUGCUCUUCGUUGGAAAGAUUUAUGAUGAAAAAAUUUAUAUUUCUUCCAGGACCUCAUAAAAGAGCACACAGAUCACGUGAUUGUAGAGCUAACAAAUGGCUCUCUCCGCCUGUCACUCAAUACCGGCCUGGACACAGCAACGGCUAAGGUAGGCAGGGGACUCAACGAUGGGGCCUGGCACCAAAUAACUCUGCAGUUAACUGGUCCCCAGGCCACUAUAUCUAUCGACAAGGACACGUGCAGCGCAGACUGUUCAUCAGCGUCUGUUUCAACCACCUCCGAUAGUAGCUCGCAGUACGCUGGUCUUCCUUAUUUCGGAGGAGUGAGACAGCUGGUCCCGCAGAUAAGACAACAACUCACGACUGAUGGCUCAUUUGUGGGAUGCAUCAAGGUAUUUUUUAGGCACUAAUUCCGAGAUUGAGUAGCAGGGGGAAGAAAAAAGUUAAGGUUUCUUAGGCAGAAACCUUUGUUCUCUCAUUGCCUUUUAGUUGGCGUUCAUUGUUCUCUUCGUAUUCGCUCUAUAAUCAAUGUUGUCGGAGAUGUGAUUGCUUUGUGGCGCAAUCGGCUUUGUAUCGAGAAGGCCGCCCUCGAACCCAGACUUUGUUAUUUUGCCAUUUAGAUCUCGUAGGAUUUCUCUCUCUCCUCAGGAGUUAUACAAACCUUAAUGCCGGGGGUGGUUGGGGUGAAGGUAGCUUGCGUAAGGCUUGAAUCCCGCCCAGGAAGAAUAACAAUACUCCUUGUCGCUUCAAGCCAUGGAAACCCAAUAAAACCUCUAACCUGAAAUGCUAGGAAGAGGACUCAACCACCGACCAAGAUUCCAGGCACUCUUCCAGCCCCUUCCCUUGUCAGGCUGAGAAGCAAAAAUCUAAUCUUCCUGUUUGGAUCUUUUUAGGACUUUCUGUUUAAUAGAAACGAAGUGGGUCUACAGAACGUAUUGGCGCAAGCGCACCUAGUCUCCACCGGUUGUCAGCGAAGGGACGUCUGUAGCAAUCAUGGAUGCAAACAUGGUGGCGCAUGUGUAGAUGAGUGGGUGCAGUACCACUGUGAUUGUCUCCAAGGAUUCGUGGGAUUGUUUUGCGAGCAUCAAGUCACAGCUACUUUUGAUAGUGAUGACAACUCUGGUUUAAAAUUUGAUUCAGCUGCUCCAAUUAAUUCGUUUUCUUUGGAGUUUUCAAUUGAUCCAACUCUUCCAAGUGGAGUGCUCGCUUACACUGGGGUAAGUUGACUUUACCGAGGGAAUUGUGAGUAGAGCAGGGUAAAUUAACUAAUACACGUUCAGGAAUGAGCAAAAACUUUGCGAACUUCUCCUUACAAUAUCAAUACAUUUUCAAGUAGAGUGACAAGAGAAAAAAGAAAAAAGGAUCAAUAUUGGCUUUACGCCAAGUCCUGGGAGCUGAAGUUAUGAGAAAUGUUUGGAAGACAGGGCAGAGAAUAGGAAUCUAGAGCUUGAAAGUGGGAGGGUUAAGCUUUGAAACUAACGAGGAAUUAAUGGCUUUGUUUCCGGCGCUGUUUGCGAGUUUUGAAACAAAACUUGCGCAGUCUUCUCCAAAUUGAAAACCAAAACCUAUCACAACUUAAUCGCUUUCUCUACUUGUGCUUUGCGCGCAUUAGUUACAGUUUUCGUGAGUUCCCUUUUUGUGUGUGUGUGUCGUCAGCAUAUAUUGUGAUUGGUGUAGUUUUGAAGCAAUUUGUUUAAAUCGAGGAGUAUCAUUUGGACGUGUGGUCCUGAGAAGUCUUUUGUCGGUAGUAUUGAAUAACGUUUCUAAAAACCGAGCGGAAGUCAUUAUCAGAGUCGACUCCGCCCUCGACAUGCCUUUCUCGAUGAUUACAGCUCAGUUCACACAAAUGACAUAUGACAUAGAGGUAUUAACCCAACUAGUUUUACAGAAAAUCUCUCGAGAUCAGUGUAGUCAAAGUUAAAUUUGAUUUCGUUUUCAGUCAGGCCAAGGAGAUUUUGGUGUAGCCUUGAACAAUGGACGUUUGCGGGUGGCGUACGUGAGGACGUUAUUCGAAAGAAACUACCUCGAUAUCGGUCGAAAUCUCUCUGACGGCAAAUGGCAUAGAUUGCAUAUCAACGUCACUUCCGGUAGUGUUACGAUUGACGUGGACACAUAUCACGCUGUUCUUACUCCGCCCCGAAUUUCUCAGCCAAUCGCGGAUCUCGAGAACACUCUAUAUAUGGGAGGUCUUUUGAGCGGGUUUAACGAUUUGCUCAUUCAUCUAAAUAAUAAGCAGUCAACGUUUAGUGGUUGUUCAAGAAACGUGAUUAUGAAUGGAAAUUUGACGACGUUUGAGACCGCGCAGACGAAUGGUGGGUAUUCUAUGCCGAAGUCGAGCUGUAAGAAGGACGAUAAUUGUGCACCAGACUCCUGUAAAAACGGAGGUGCGUGCGAUGCCACCUGGACUGGGUUCGAGUGUCACUGUUUAGACGAUUUUGUCGGGAGUCGGUGUCAAAAUGGUGAGAACGCUUUUCUAUUUACAUAAUUAUUACUUCGUUUUGCCAUGCGCCAGUAAGAUAUUUUUGUACUGACGAUGUUACGGCAAGGGUGGGGUUACGGAUACGAAUUUCCGCGCACCUCUGAUGAAGUAGCUUUUCUCAACAGACGAGAAGGACCCACAAAUGGAGUGUCUUGUACCGGAAGAGAUUUCUUCAGAUUCGCGCAUCCUCACCACAACCGUUAUGGGGUCGGCAUUUUGAUGACUUGAAAAAUUCAUAUCUUAGAGGGGAGUGGUGGUCACGGGGACCCCAACCCCCAUUAUUACGCCCUUAAGUGUGUGCAGGAAAACGAGAAAUUAAUUUUUCAGAUCUUCGUGACUAAGUACUCUUGUAACACUGUGGUCAUCUUUAUUUCAGCCAUAACAGUAUGGGCAAAAUAUGGGCAAAAUAUGGGCAAAAUAUGGGCAAAAUAGUGAAGUCUAACUUUCUGAGUAGGUCGCUGUGGUGGAAAAUCAGGUCGCCCAAUUACAAGUGGCUCACAUGAAACCCUGAUUUUCCUCUGACUCUUGUUUUUCUAAAAAUUUAUAUCUUUUCUCCACUCAUUAUUCUACGUAACAGGUUGCAUAACAAAUAAUAUCACAUGAAGAUUGAGAGAAAAUGGGGGGACAAUCUUAUGUUAACUGGGUGAACCGAGCGCUCUCCGUCUUAAUCUGCUGUAAUUUUACUCAUAGAUAUCAGUUUUUUUUUGUGAAUUUUUUUUCUUGCUUAUUGCAGUUUCCGAGACUUCGUUCUUAUCGAAUGACAGUCGAGUGGAGCUAACAUUAAACUCUUCUGAGUGGAGUUUUGGUCAGAGUGGGUCAGUGUGGUUCAGGACUCGUCAAAUGGACGGGUUACUAAUGUACGCCGGGCGGAGGCCUGGAGGAGGAAAUACAGAAUUCAUGCUUCUUGAGGUCUUUUCCGGUCAGGCUAGAUUUACUGCUGAUCUUGGUUCAGGUAUGGUAAAGGUGCCGUCUAUCCUGUGUUAUUUCUAUGUAAAUUUGUUUAUUUCCUUUUUCUUGGUUUAUUUUAUUUCAAGUUGAUUGAUAAUAAAAAUUUUGGUUGAGAAGAUGGACGUUUUUAUAUAAUCUGUGUUAAUCGAACGUAGCUUAAUGUUCAUGGAAUUGGUGUUAGUCUUUUUUUCGGAUUUUUAAAAUAAAAGCGUCAGUUUUUUAUCGACCUUCACCUGGAUUUCAGGAUCAAGUUCGCUUUUGAUCAACAAAGUCGUGUCUGACGGUGACUGGCAUCACGUGACUUGGACCAGAAGAUAUAAGCGCAUAACACUGGACUUGGAUGACAGGAUGAGAGCACAGGGAGACCUGCCUGGAGCAGACGGACAGUUUGAUACCGCUCACGACCCUGUGGUGUCUGUGGAUAUUGGUGGAGUACCGGCUGGUGUAACACAACCUAAAGGUAUUUAGAGAUAAUCAAAAGCCUGUUUUGUUUUGUUUUGAACUUAAUUUGGCUCUAUUUUUUCGUGACCCGUUCCAUUUUUGCUCCUAAUGCCGAUAUUUAUCUUAUUCCCAGGGUCGAUUAUGAAGAGUAAUCCAAUUUGAAUGUUUCAUUGCAGGUCUAAUAGCGCUCAAAAAUUUCAAGGGAUGCAUAAAGGACAUCAUGUUCAACUCCCGACGUGUCCAUUAUCUUUCGCCUCACUCUCAGAGAGGCCUGGGCGUUAAUAAGAAACAAGUAACAACGGGUUGCCAGAGAAACUCUACCUGCUUGCCCAAUCCCUGCCCAGCUCACAGUGUUUGUGUUCCAUCUUGGGAUGGCUUCAACUGCACUUGUGAUCCAGGUUGGAUGGGUGAUAAAUGUGAUAUUCGCAUACCGGACUGCUCGCUAAAUAACUGCACUAAUGGCGCCACGUGCGUUAAUGUCACGCGCGGUUUUGACUGCGUGUGCGCGCAGGGAUAUACUGGCCUUUACUGUGAGACCCAGAUAACUCACUGCCAUUCCGAACCUUGCAGUAAUAAUGCGACCUGCUAUGAAAUAUCGGGAGGUUACCGAUGUGAUUGCACCGUAGGAUACACGGGAAAGGACUGUGAGAGUGAUAUCGAUGAAUGUGCGAGUACACCUUGUAAGAACAAUGGAUCGUGUAUAGAUCUACUAGGCAAUUAUUCCUGUCAGUGUUCUACGGGUUUUGCUGGAAGAGACUGCGAGUUGAAUAUAGAUGAUUGUUCGCCUAAUCCCUGUGCGAACCAGGGAACAUGUACUGAUUUAAUAACCAACUACAGUUGUCGAUGCUCCGUGGGUUACACUGGUGGAAAUUGUGACAUAGAUAUUGAUGAGUGUUCUCCAAAUCCAUGCAGGUAUGGCGCGACCUGCCUCGACACAGUGGGUAACUACAGUUGUAGCUGUGUAUCAGGUUUUACCGGCAUAAAUUGUGAAGUAGACGUCGAUGAAUGUGUUUCAAAUCCGUGCUUGAACAAUGCUUCUUGUGUAGACUUAGUCGACGGCUACAGUUGUCAGUGUUUAAUUGGUUUUACAGGAAAGAACUGCGGUGUUGACAUCGACGAAUGUUCUCCAAACCUUUGCCAACACAAUGCGACGUGCACCAACCAUGUUGGAAAUUACAGUUGUAGUUGUCCCUUAGGUUAUACUGGAAGGAAUUGUGAAACCGACAUAGACCAUUGCUUCCCCAAUCCCUGCCGGAAUCAGGGUAUCUGCAUUGAUGGCGUCGGAAACUACAGUUGUGUUUGUUCCCCGGGUUUCUCUGGCGGGAAUUGUACAUUCGACAUCGACGAAUGCGCCCCUCACCCUUGUCAAAAUAAUGCAACAUGCAUCGAUCAAAUUGCUGCCUACACCUGCAACUGUCCCAUGGGUUUUUCUGGUAGAAACUGUGAAACAAACGUUGAUGACUGCUCUCCGAACCCGUGCUUAAAUCAGGGAACCUGCGUGGAUCUGAUUGGUAGUUACAGCUGUAACUGUUUCAGAGGAUUUACAGGAAGUAAUUGUAGCGUAGAUGUCGACGAGUGUUCGUCAAAUCCGUGCCUUAACAACGCUACUUGCAACGAUCUAGUGGGCAGGUACAGUUGUCAGUGUCCCGUCGGAUUUACGGGAAGCAAUUGUGCCUCUGACAUCAAUGAAUGUGCCCCAGAUCCUUGUUUCAAUCAAGGAACGUGUUAUGAUCUAAUAGGAAACUUCAGCUGUGUAUGCUUGCGUGGAUUUACUGGACGAAAUUGCGAAAUAAAUGUAGAUGACUGUAUACAAGGCCCUUGCCAGAACAAUGCAACCUGUACCGAUCUUAUAGCCGAUUACAGUUGUCGGUGUCCUGUAGGUUUUACUGGGAGAAAUUGCGAGACAAACAUUGACGAGUGUGCUUCUGAUCCUUGCGCGAAUAAUGCUUCAUGUUUUGAUCUGCAAGGGAAUUACAGUUGUGACUGUUUGGAAGGUUUCACUGGUAGAAAUUGUGAGAUAGACAUCAAUGAAUGUUCUUCAAAUCCUUGCGGACGCCACGGCACAUGUUUAGAUCUUAUUGGUAAUUACACAUGUAGUUGUAAUUCGGGUUUCAGUGGGAGAAACUGUGAGGUCGAUAUAAAUGAAUGCUCUUCAAAUCCUUGUGCACAUAAUGGUACAUGUUUAGAUCUGAUUGGGAAUUACAGCUGUAAUUGUAUUUCUGGUUACACUGGCAGGGACUGCGAAGUCGACAUAGACGAAUGCUCUUCCAAUCCAUGUGGAGAUCACGGUAAAUGUUCCGAUCUUGUAGGCAAUUACACCUGUAACUGUGUGGCGGGUUACAGCGGUAGAAAUUGCAACGUGGACAUCGAUGAAUGCUCUCCUAACCAGUGCUUGAACAAUGCUACAUGUUUAGACUUGUUAGGAAACUAUAGUUGCAGAUGUUCCUUGGGUUUCAUGGGCAGAAACUGUGAAGUGGAGAUUGACGAAUGUGCGUCGAGCCCGUGUAAAAACCAAGGAACUUGUAUUGAUCUUGUAGGAAAGUAUAAGUGUACCUGCUUCGGUGGUUUUACUGGUGUAAACUGUCAAAAUAACAUCAACGAUUGCUCUCCCGAUCCUUGUCAAAAUGGUGCAACAUGUUCCGAUCACAUUGGUAACUACAGCUGCAAAUGUCUAGCGGGAUUCACUGGUAUAAACUGUGAGAUAAAUGUUGAUGAAUGUGCUUCUGAUCCUUGCAAGAACAAUGCAACGUGUUCCGACCUUGUAGCUGGUUACAGCUGUCAGUGUGUUGUGGGUUUCACAGGGAGGGAUUGUGAAGUCAACAUCAAUGACUGCUCCCUAAACCCAUGUAAACACGGCGGGACCUGUUCAGACCUGAUCGCGAGCUAUAGUUGUGCGUGUCUGUCGGGAUACACUGGAAGAAACUGCGAGACUAAUAUGAAUGAAUGUGCAUCAAAUCCGUGCAAACACGGUGCCACGUGCGUAGAUGCUAUAGCGAAUUAUACGUGUGUCUGUGCGCGUGGUUUCACGGGAAGAAACUGCGAGGUAGAUAUAAAUGAAUGCACAUCGCAGCCUUGCCAAAAUGGGGCUACCUGCAUGGAUCUUGUUGGGGAUUUCUCUUGCAACUGUUUGCCGGGUUACACUGGUAAAAGCUGCCGAGGUAAUAUAGAUGAGUGCAGCUCUAAUCCAUGUGUGAACGAUGCAACUUGCGUCGAUUUAAUUAACGAAUAUAACUGUAGUUGUGUUCCUGGAUUCACUGGAAGGCGAUGUGAAAUCAAUGUUGAUGAUUGUUCUCCUCCUCCUUGUCAGAAUGGCGGAAUUUGUUCUGAUGGCGUCAACAGCUUUCACUGUGACUGCACAGGCACUGGGUUCAAUGGUUCCCAAUGUCAGGAAGACAUAGAUGAAUGCACCUCGUCCCCGUGUGUUCACGGCGCAUGUAACAAUACCGUGGGCUCGUAUUGGUGUAAUUGCUUGGGGUCUGGAUACCAGGGAACGUAUUGUGAGGAUGAUGUGAACGAAUGUGUGACAUUAACACCAUGUUUAAACAGCGGAAAAUGUCGGAACAACGACGGUUCUUACCAAUGCACGUGCAAGGCGGGUUACAGUGGCAAAACCUGCAACGUGAACAUCGAUGAAUGCGCUAGUGACCCGUGCAUCCAUAAUGGACAAUGCGUCGAUCUUGUAAAUGGCUUCUACUGCAGUUGUACUGGAACAGGUUUUCGAGGAUUUCGUUGUGACAUUAACGUGGACGAAUGCGCAACCGCUGAACACGAGUGUCAAAAUGACGCACAAUGUGUGGAUACUUAUGGUAAUUACACCUGCGCGUGUGCGUCCGGUUUUACGGGUGUUUUAUGCGAGAACGAACUAGGGAUCACAAUAGAACCUACGCCAGCUGCUCGCCAGCAAAACAGGCAAAUGGAGCUGGGUUUGUCUAUAGGAUUCGUGCUUCUUCUGGUGUUAAUAGCCGCUGUUUUGUUAUUCUUUUAUCGUAAGAAGCAGAUGAGUAAAAUGAGCGGCAGGUAUUACCCAUCUGAUGAGGAGUACAAGGGCGGGGCAUAUCCCAUGGGACAACUUGAGAAAGAUGAACGACUUAUCUAG
Molecule: messenger RNA, 12110 nt
Organism: Pocillopora meandrina
Lineage: Eukaryota; Metazoa; Cnidaria; Anthozoa; Scleractinia; Pocilloporidae
Source: the annotation of a GenBank genome assembly